Molecule: messenger RNA, 2750 nt
Organism: Folsomia candida
Lineage: Eukaryota; Metazoa; Arthropoda; Collembola; Entomobryomorpha; Isotomidae
Product: excitatory amino acid transporter 2
Exons: 11
Coding region: 961-2493 (510 amino acids)
Biological process (GO): L-glutamate transmembrane transport
Cellular component (GO): plasma membrane
Molecular function (GO): neutral L-amino acid transmembrane transporter activity; L-glutamate transmembrane transporter activity; glutamate:sodium symporter activity
Source: RefSeq, a predicted model, not a curated record
GAAUGUUGACUUGCAUCCAAUCCACCGAUAUCCAUGCACUUAUUUACGAACACGGGAAAAUAAGAGAACCCCGACAUAGUAAAAAGCAUGGAGAAAGAAGCAGGAUUUGCAGAGGAGAUAUUUGCCAAAACACUAAUAUUACAUAUAUUUCUAUUACCAGAUUGUGACUACAUACUCAAACCCGUUAAAUGAAUAUGUAAGUAUUGAAUAUGCAAAUGACAUUGGGAAAUUGGACCUCUUGUGCAUGUGCACCUUAUGCGAGUCCAAGUCCAAUAUCGUUAGCAAUGUGUAAUAAAACAGUUUAUAAUAAGAAGAACGGUUCGGUUGAUCUUUAGUUGCAAUUCUGCCGUCGUUGUUUCCUCGAUAUCUUGGUGCUUAAAAAAUAAUUUCGUGGUUGUAAUUGUAAUACAUAUUACGAGUGUUAUCAAAAAGGUGGUACGAGAGCAGUCAAUUUUGGGUCCUACAUUAUCAUACUUCAGAGUGUUAAAGGUGGUGGUCUGUUAAUUUUUGGUGGUUUACAUCAUCAUCAAACUACUCAACAACUGGAAUCAAUUAAAUUCAAUUUGUCUGUGUAUUAAAAUCCGGUUAUCUCUGGACAACUAACCACUUUUUUGCCUUCAAGAACUUCAAGAUCAUCGUACCUCACUCAACAACAUUUUUCCGGCCCAACUUCUCCAAAUCAUUGAAGAGCUGCAAGACACGCACAAUCACCCAGAAUAACUUUAUCCAUAUUAAUAACGUAGCAUCAAUCAGGAUCCAUCAUUCUGCACAUUUAUUAUAUAAAGACGGCGUCACUAACCACAAAGUCCGUUACUCCUGGGAAUCCACGACCGACAGUCUUAGCACGAACCUUUCGGAAGUCAUUGUCAUCGACCCCUUGUCUGAAGCUCCUUCUUGAAGAGGCGUCCCUUCCUCAGCGAAAAUUUAUUCCCGGACGGUAUCGGGAAUUCUACCUGGACAAUGAAGCGGGCCUGCAUCACGCAGAAUGCGCUAAUGCUUAGCACCGUUCUGGGCGUCAUUGUUGGCGUCAUUUUAGGCUUUGCGUUGCGUCCUGCAAAUCUGUCGGAUUCUUGGCAGAUGAUACUUUCUUACCCAGGCGAAUUGUUUACGAGAGCUUUGCAGUGUUGCAUCUUACCUCUCAUUAUAUCCAGCCUGAUUGUGGGAUCUGCCAGCUUGGAUGCCAAGCUUAACGGGAAAAUUGCCCUCCGAACUGUCGCCUACUUUGUGUCAACAUCUUUAUUCAACGCAGUUCUUGGCAUCGUUCUUGUCGUGGCGAUCCAUCCGGGAGAUCCCACGAUCAAGAGUGCAGAAGGCGGCGUUAUUUUUGAUGACAGGAAGAACACGCUUAUGGAUAAUUUUCUCGACCUUGGAAGGAAUAUCAUACCUGCAAAUAUCUUCACUGCCAUGUUUCAACAGACCCAAACUGUGUACGAAGAGAUACGUGGCAGUGAUCCUCAAGAGUUUGAGAGACGAAUCGUUUUACGCGAUGGGACAAACACUCUUGGAAUAAUUACUUUCGCCCUAAUUUUUGGUGCAAUUCUUGGUACAAUGGGAAAGAGAUCCAAACCUGUCAUUGAUGGCUUUCGUGUAGUGGAUGAGGUCAUAAUGACGAUAGUAAAAGGGGUCAUGAUGAUAACGCCUUUCGGGGUGGCAAGUCUGAUUUGCAGCAAGAUUGUCAGCGUUGCCAACAUCGCCGUGGUCAUUGCGCAAUUGGGGCUGUUCGUUUUCACCGUUUUGGCCGGAGUCCUUCUGUACCAACUUGUCAUUCUUCAAGCGCUCUAUUUUCUUAUCAAAAGGGAAAACCCGUUCAAAUUCUACUGGGGAGUCAUGCCCGCUAAUAUUACGGCAUUUACGACAGCGAGUACUGCUGUGGCACUCCCUGUCUCAUUCCGGUGCAUGGAAAACUUUAGCGUGGAUCAGCGAGUAGCCCAUUUCGUAUUACCCAUCGGGGCGACCGUAAAUAAGGACGGAACAGCACUCUUCGUUGCAAUCGCUUCAGUAUUCAUUGCACAAAUGAACGGAAUAUCUCUCGGAAUUGGAGAACUUACCACCGUAGCGAUUGCAUCCACUGCAGUGAGCAUUGCCUCGGCAAGCGUCCCCUCGGCCGCGCUUGCCCUCAUGUUUAUCGUUCUAAACGCGAUAGGUGUUCCCUCGACUGAUAUAGGUCUUCUGUUCGCCGUUGAUUGGUUGGUCGACCGCAUUAGAACCACCAAUAAUUUGCUGGGUGACCUUUACGCAACGGUUUUUGUGGAACACUUUUCCCAAGACGAACUCAAAGCGAUGGACUAUCACAACCCACCUGGUGACGAUAACGACGCCAAUAAUCCAUCCUCCGUGGUUCAGGUGAUUCGGAUGUCGGCAGAUGACAAUUGUAACAAUGAAAAGUAUGAUCUUAGCUAUUGUGAUUCGAAGAAUAUGGAGAAUGGAGUGAUAACAAAUGGAAACAUUAAUAUUAAUGACUGUAACCGUAAUUAUAAUUUAACACGUGUUUAGAUUUAUUACGAAAAUUGAUUUACGAGUAAAGUAUGUGCAUAUGUAAUUAAAUUACAUAACAGGAUUUAGCGAUGUUGCUUUCUUUAUAAGAUUUGUAAUUAUAGUUGUAGUUAAGACCAAACGAUAAUCAAAUAGUUGGUAUAAAAAUUCAAAUCGCACUAAUUUACGGUACUGAUCUCCACUGCUACAUAGUUAGAUAUGUAAAUAUGUAGUAAUGCAAAUGAGUUAUGAAUAAAUACAUAUUUUAAUUAAUACCA